AAUCACUGUGAAAUAUUUGAUGGUGUUCCUAUUUCAGGAGGUGGGAAACCGUUACGGCAACUUCUCGCUGGCAACCAUGUUCCCUCGGCGGGAGUUCACCAGCGAAGACCUGAAUAAGACUUUUCUAGAGCUGGAGCUUACUCCAAGUGCGUCCAUCGUGCUUCUGCCACAGUCAGGCAGGCCUGCUAACACGGUGCUGCAGUCCUCAGGGGGCGGUGUCUGGGCCCUCCUGUGCACAAUCCUCUACCCAGUGCUAGCUUUUGGGAGAUUCCUCAGCUCCUUCCUGUUUGCAACCCCGCCCCCUCCAGGAGCAGCACAGAGAGGCCCCGGCCCCCAGCCCAGCUCUUAUUCUGCCGCUGCAGCAGCCUCUGACAGAGAAACUCUCCCCAAUCACACUGCAGAGAAGCGGCCCAAGAACUUCAGGAAAGAUGGUAAGAUCUGCAGGCUGAGGAACCAGGAGGACAGCGAGGACGAGAACAACACCUGGAACGGGAACUCCACCCAGCAGAUGUAGCGCAGCAGCGGUUUGACUUCUUUAAAUGUUGCUUUUGCACUUGGGGCUGAUCUUUCUGUGCUCUCCCUGUGUCCCAGGCCUAUGCCCUGACCCCCCAAUAAUAAUCAUCAGCAGAGUGUUUUUGUGUUGAUGGUGUCUCCUAACCCGGCUCAAGCUACAGCAGCCCCUUCCGGUUGUGAAAAGCGAACAAACCAGAACAUGUGAACUGAGCGAGCUUUCACAUUAUGUCAUGGAGUCGAAUGAAGACAUGCUUAUUUCAGAUGUAUAACAUAUUUCCUCAUUCAGCCUGCAAAAAAUAAAAUGAAAGCAUUCUGUUUUCCAAUGAUCCAUUCAA
Molecule: messenger RNA, 848 nt
Organism: Notothenia coriiceps (black rockcod)
Lineage: Eukaryota; Metazoa; Chordata; Actinopteri; Perciformes; Nototheniidae
Product: UBX domain-containing protein 4-like
Exons: 3
Coding region: 20-514 (164 amino acids)
Biological process (GO): ERAD pathway
Cellular component (GO): endoplasmic reticulum
Molecular function (GO): protein binding
Source: RefSeq, a predicted model, not a curated record